AUGGUGCCCACCACCGCAGGCGGGUUGCCGGUCGCGGCGCCGUCGUCGACGGGUUCGCCGCCAUCGCCACCGUCGCCGCCGCCCGAGGGCGACGUCUCGAUGGACGACAAGGGCUCGGACGACGAGAGCUACCACAGUGGCAGCAUGAGCACGUCCAACGACGAGAAGGCGCAAGGAAGCGGCAGCGGCUCGGAUGAUGAUGGAAGCGAGCAAGAGAUCGACUACAAGAACUUUACCGGAUCAGCGACGAGCCCGACGGCGCUGCACGCGCCCAUAAAGCGCGAGGUUCUCCCCGAGCACCUCGGCCCGCUCGAGAUCCUGCGGUCCAUGGUCGAAGUCGCGCAAGCCUGCAGCUUUCUCCGUGUCUUUGGCGCGGUCCUCAAGAUCCCGCCGAUCUCGCGCACGGACCUCGAAAUGGCGCUCAUCCAUGGCGAAGACGUGACGUCGGGCGCGGCGAAUGCGAUCCUUGCCGAGGUGCACUACCGGCUCUGUCGUGACGCGGGGCAGAAGAUCGAAAAGGCCAAAAUGUGCCACGAGUGGGAGCGCAUCCUCCAGCGCAAGCUCGGCGACGGCAACAACUGGCAGCGCCACUUUGCCGUCAACCCGAUGCCCGGCGAGUACAAGGACGUCGGCCUCCGCGAACGCGCGCUCAUCUUGCAGUGGCUCUGCGAAGGCCGGUUGCAAUCGUGCAGCGACAUUCGCAAGCACGUGGCCGCGCUCUCGGCGCCGAGCAAGGACAAAGACGACGAUGAAAAGUUCAACCAGCUCCGGCCCGAGGCCCUCGGCGAGGACGACAACGGGUCUAUUUAUUGGUUCUUUCACGACGGCUGCUGGGUCUACGCCGAAGACAAACCGCUCUGGCAGCGAAAGCCUGCACCGGUCAAUUGCCACGUGCGGUACGCGACGCCGCACAAGCUGCGCAUCUCGAUGCAGUAUGCAAUCGAAAACAACGAGGGCAUGGCGGCGAUCCCGCUGCCGACAGACGAUGUCGUCAUGAUGGGCGACGACGGCGGCAGCCUCAAGCGCAAGCGUGACUCGUCUCGGAAAAAGAAGGACAAGAAAAAGAAGAAAAAGAAGAAGAAAUCGUCGACGUCCGAGUCGUCGGGUCGCAAGGCAUCGAGCCGCAAGUCGUCCAAGAAGCCACGACUUGAUGACGACGACGAAAAGGACGAGCAGGAAGCGAUCAAGCCACCGCUCCCGUCAAUCCAAGAAGAGAUCACGACCAAAUCGAAACCCCAUGGCGAUGACGACGCGCCAGAGACCCAUGUGCUCUGCCACCUCUGCAACAAGCUGUACGACAUGGCACUUUUGGACCCGCCGCUGCUCAAGAAGCCGCAUGGCGACUGGAAGUGCUUCGAGUGCCUCGUCAACGACGCCCGCGGGUGGCCUCGCCGCCGGCAACCACGUCAAGCGCCACCGCCGCCGACGGUCGUCGACCGGAAAAAGCCCAAGUCGUCAUCGUCGACCAAGUCGUCGUCGUCGUCGUCCAAGACGAAGAAGAAGAGCAGCAGCUCGUCGUCGUCGGUCAAGAAAUCGAACGCGACCAGCAGCAGCAGCUCCAAGAAGAAGAGCAGCUUCAAGAAGAAACACCACUCGUCGUACCCGCCCGAGUACAAGUACCUCCUCGAGAUGUACAAUACGCGCAAGCGUCAGCGCGACGCCCAAGAGGCCGAGAACCUCGCGAUGGGUCUGCCCGAUCCGCCGUCGGGCCCGAGCAACUGGCGCGUUCUCAGCAUGACCGUGGACGGCCUGCGUCACGUGCUCGACACGCAGUUUGCUCGUGAUGGCUCGGUCGCCCAGCAGCGACUCAAGGGCCGAUUGAUUCAGAUCCUCAAGGCGGGCGAGGCCGCGCAGGAAGCGAUGGAGAAGAAGCAGCACCAGCAGCACUUGCUGUGGCAGAUGCAAAGCCUUCCGCGCCGGGCGUCGUCGCGCAUCGCAACCACGCGCAUCAAAUCACAAACGAGCGAGCACGACGACUCGGCCGACGAGUCGUGGGACGAGAAGCCGUCGGAGCGCCUCGUGCGGCUCGCACGUCGCACGAGCAACAGCUCGGACAGCAACCUCACGCCCGCCCAGCGCGAAGAGCAGGCGAAGCGCAAGCUGGCCAUGGAGCGGGCGCACCGCGCGUCCCGGCGGCAGCGCGAGUGGGACGACGACGACCAAAACGGGUCGUCGGCCGAUGAGUCGCGGCGCCACCGACGGACGCGAAGCACGCGCAGCCACUCGAACGCGUCGUCGUCGUCGUCCUCGACGUGGGUCGACUGGUCGCACGUCCAAGCGUCCGUGUACCCGCUGCGCACGGUCUGCCUCGCGCUCGUUGACGCCAUCAUCAAGGAAGAGAAAGCGCCGCUCUUCUCACGCCCGGUCGACCCGAUCGCGGAUGGAUGUCCCGACUACCUGCGCAUCAUCCACCACCCAAUGGACCUCGGCACGGUCAAAGCACGGACCAAGUCGGGCUACUACACUACGUGGACCAGCUUCAAGCACGACAUGGACCUCAUCUGGAGCAACUGCCGCAUGUACAACUCGGAGGGCGCGCUGAUCGUCGAGUAUGCGAAUGCUCUCGAACGCGUCUGCGCCGGCUACGUCCUCGAGGCCGAGAAGCACGGCGUCGAGACCAUGGCGGAGGACGAUGCGACGCGCAGCAAAAGCGCGGGCAAGAGCGACGAAGACGAGGAAGAGUACGACGCCAAGUCGGAGGCGUCGAGCGACAAUGAUGACGACGACGACUCGAGUGACGACGACUCGAGCGAGUCGAGUUCGAGCGAUGCACCGCCGCGUCGGCCAAAGCGUGCGGCCGUGCCCAAGCCGACGCCCAAGCCGACGCGGUCGAUGGUGCGCCGCGCGCCGCCCAAACCCAAGGCCAAGCCGGACGUCUGGGAGAGCGACGAGUCGGACAAGCCCGCAAAGAAACCCGUGGCGCGCCAACCCAAGGCGCCGCUGAUAACGCCGUUGCCACCGCCCAUCACGUCGAAGACCAAGGCGGCGGCCGUCGUCACGCGGCCGCGCAAGACCAAGACGAUCAGCAGUAGCAGCAGCAGUAGCUCGAGCAGUAGUAGCUCGAGUUCGAGCGACUCGGACGCCAAGAAGCCGGCAAGUAGUCCCGUGCCGCCGCCGCCGAUGACGCCGCCGCCACCACCGAAAGCGCCGUCGCCGCCGCCGCCGCCCGCCUCCUCGACGACGCACCACCGCAACGGUGCCCUCUCGGGGCACUCGGAAACCUUGUACCAGUCGUCGUCGUCGUCGUCGUACUUUUCGUCGUCAAGCAGCGACGACGACGACAACGACGACAGCAGCGAUAGCAACGACAGCGAUUAGGAAGCGUGCCCGUGUAAUUUUGCUCUCGACUUGUUUCGACCCCGUGUACAACGCCGAGAGAUAUAGAUGUAUUACUGUU
Saprolegnia parasitica CBS 223.65 is the source of this 3397-nucleotide messenger RNA. RefSeq lists its product as hypothetical. Gene Ontology annotation, cellular component: RSF complex. Gene Ontology annotation, molecular function: protein binding. The record is from RefSeq and is a predicted model, not a curated record. Bases 1 to 3318 code for a protein of 1105 amino acids. The transcript is spliced from 11 exons. NCBI's taxonomy places the organism in Eukaryota, Oomycota, Saprolegniomycetes, Saprolegniales, Saprolegniaceae. Gene Ontology annotation, biological process: regulation of DNA-templated transcription.